UCUACCGAGAUGAACCUGCUCAUACUCCUCGCUUGCAUCACCAUCGCGGCAACUGCAGACCUCACCAACUCGACCGAGAAUGCCACGUCCACCGAACCGCCGGCCAGCUCCACCAACUCAACCAAAGAGAUCCUCAAGGCCAGUGAAACAGGUGACCCGACCAAAACUGAGAUAGUCAAACAAAUCCGCCGACUAAACGAAGAUGGAUCAUACACUAUUGGCUACGAAGCCAACGAUGGGACGUUUAAAAUAGAGAGCCGAGAUGUUUUAGGAAAUGUCAAAGGAACUUUUGGAUACCUGGAUGACGAUGGAGAAAUAAAACGAGUCACUUACUCAUCCUCGGGUGAUAGUACGCCUGUUCCAGUGACAACUAAUACUACACCGACUACGCCGACGAUGGUUGUGAGAGUCAAUAAAACAGUAUCAUCAACGACUAGAAGACCUCUUGCAACUGUAGUGUAUCCGACAAGAGGCAGUGCUACAACCAGGGGAACAGUGAUACAAGCGAUACCACGGCGCAGACCAAGUUCAAUCCGAUCAUCGAUCGAAAUGUCCACCGAAAAGCAAAAUCUCGAAGAAACCACAGCUAGUUCCCAAAACCUCUAUCGAAAAGAUGACAUAAUGAAAAUUCGAGUGCAAUCAACAAAAUCAGUGCCAGUUACAGUGAAAGACGAUUUAGUUACAAAGCAGACGACUACCGCUACCCCACAAACGUUAAAACCUGUGUAUGAACAUAGCAAUGAAAAAGAACCUGAUGUUAAUAAAUCUAAUGGUAUUCGACGUCAACUAUCCGGAACUAGUUCUAAUCACCACAUGGUAAGUCUUCGGCAGUCUAUGGGAGAUGACUCAACUGAUGUUUAUGGAAGCCAUCAGUCGCAUGGAACGUUGCGUCCUUUGUUCACUACGACAACUUCACGACCGAGGCUUAUACCCUUACACUCUUUGCUAGCGGCGAGACAGAAAAUACAACAGCAGUACCAGGAUGCGCAACUGGAAGAUCAAGAAACAACGAUAGAAGCUAGUACAGGACGUGUUUUUGAGCAUGAAAACGUAGUGACGACGAAUCCAGUGCCAGUAAUUCACAUACCAGCUCAUAGACCCGUGGAAGAAAGAGUUUAUGACCCGCCAGUGUACCGCCGACCUUCGACUAUUCAGUUCCGAACGCAAGAAUACCUGAGAGACAACCCUGGAGCACCCAUUCCUAUAGGUAACCAGCGGCCCUUUCUCCAUUAUGAAUACCAGGACAAAGUAUUGGACCCUCAGUAUGUAAAAGAACAUUCUCAACCGAAAGCUUCUGAAGCGUCAGCGGUUCCAUACGAGUUAAGACCAGUUGCAAGAGUUGUUCAGAUACCAGUAGACGAGAGAGGCGUACCAAUUCAAGGUUACGAAGCAAGAUUCGUCAACCCGUACCGAAGUCAGACACUGUUCCAGAGAUACGAACCAGUCAACGACAUGCAAUCUAUCUCGGCUCCUGUAAGUACAAGAGAUUUUAAGCGCUUACUUCAUAUUUUGAUACUAAGACAGAAUCGUUUGCAAAAUUUAAUGGAUCAGUUGAUGCCCGGGCCGCCGUACCAGCCGGUUUCGUACCGCCGCGAGCCUUACCAGCCCCGCCAUUAUCAAGACGAUGACCGUUACGAUUACAGAUACGAACCACAGUAUAGGCAGGAUGUUUAUUCGAACCAAGUGCAAUACGAUGACCAGUAUGAGAGCCAGAGAUAUGUCCCUCGGCGAAGAUAUACCCGUCCUUACGACUCGCAGAGUUCGGCUUCCAACCAUAUCGAUGAAAUACCCGAAUAUCUUCCCGUUGAGGUGAGGGAAGCUUUGCUCCUGAAGAUGCUUCUACUGGCCAUCAGCCCUGACUUCGUACCUACUCCUGCACCGGCUACUGAACUCACAACCGCAGCACCACCAAGGAAACAGGUGAGAAACGUUCAAAUACUCGGAGAAGAAGGUUCUACAAAUACAAAAGCGACGCAAACUAGGCCCUAG
This is a messenger RNA of Maniola jurtina (meadow brown), 1989 nucleotides long. RefSeq lists its product as uncharacterized. Gene Ontology annotation, cellular component: chitin-based extracellular matrix. The coding region runs from base 10 to 1989 and encodes 659 amino acids. Gene Ontology annotation, molecular function: structural constituent of chitin-based larval cuticle. The record is from RefSeq and is a predicted model, not a curated record. The transcript has a single exon. NCBI's taxonomy places the organism in Eukaryota, Metazoa, Arthropoda, Insecta, Lepidoptera, Nymphalidae.